CCCCCACCCCCGCCCCUGAGCUCCGUGAAGGCCCGGGAGGCGGUGGCUGCACAUCUAACGCGUGGGCACCGGGACAGCCGCGGGCCCCGCAAACUACGCCCAGGCUCUGCCCCUGCCGCUCAUUGGAGCGGGACCGAGCCAAAGCGCCCAGACCCAGAAUUACCCUCCUCUAGACGCGGAGCUGCGAGCAGGACGCGGGGAGCAGGGUGCGGGGAGAGAGUAAGCAUCUGCCUAGGACAGCCUAGCCCAGCCCAGCCCAAUCCAGCCCAGUCCAAGUAGAGGCUACCCAGUGCCUGCACAGCUUGGGGUAAGAGGACCGAGCCUCGGGGGCCAAGUAGAUCGCUUCGACGUCUAGCGGCUAGCGUAGAGCCCAGAGCCCAGAGCCCACCGGUGACGCGGUGGAGCGGAGUGGAUCUGGACACCCUGGGAAGGAUAAUCUCUUCGAAGGAGCAAGGAUCUGGCUGGAGCCAAGAGCCCAGUCCAGGGCAGUAGAACUACAGCCGGGGAUCCACAGACCUUGCGGCGCCCGGGUUCGGAUUUCAGAGUCCGCGGGGGCUCACCCGCUGAUCCGCUUCUCCUGCAGGUGGCCCCGAAAGACAGGACCAGCGCUGGCAUGGGCCAAAGAGCGGUGCGAGUACUGCUCCUCCUGGGCUUAUUGCACUGGGGCCCCGGCAGCGAGGGAAGGAAAACCUGGAGACGGCGUGGUCAGCAGCAGCAGCAGCAACAGCAGCAACAGCAACAGCCGCCUCCGUCUCAGCCCCAGACCCAACCCCAGGCGCUUCCUAGCCGGGAGCUGGGCGAGGUGGCAGGGCAGCCAGUGGAGAGCUUCCCGCUGGACUUCACGGCCGUGGAAGGCAACAUGGACAGCUUUAUGUCUCAGAUCAAGAGUCUGGCACAGUCUCUGUAUCCCUGUUCCGCGCAAAAGCUCGAUGAGGACUUGCGACUUCAUCUCCUGCUCAACACCUCGGUGACUUGUAAUGACGGUAGCCCUGCCGGCUACUACCUCAAGGAGUCUAAGGGCAGCCGGCGCUGGUUGCUCUUUUUGGAAGGCGGCUGGUAUUGCUUCAACCGGGAGAACUGUGAUUCUCGCUAUGACACCAUGAGGCGCCUUAUGAGUUCCAAAGACUGGCCCAGAACUCGCACAGGUACUGGCAUUCUCUCAUCUCAACCAGAGGAGAAUCCACACUGGUGGAAUGCCAACAUGGUCUUUAUCCCCUAUUGCUCUAGUGAUGUCUGGAGUGGAGCUUCCUCAAAGUCUGAAACCAAUGAGUAUGCUUUCAUGGGGGCCCUUAUUAUCCAGGAAGUGGUUCGAGAACUCCUGGGCAAAGGGUUGACCAGUGCCAAGGUACUGCUGCUUGCUGGAAGUAGUGCUGGAGGCACUGGUGUUCUUCUGAAUGUGGACCGGGUUGCAGAACAGUUAGAGGAGUUGGGCUAUUCAGCCAUCCAGGUUCGGGGUCUGGCUGACUCUGGAUGGUUCUUGGACAAUAGGCAGUACCGACGAACAGACUGCAUUGACACGAUUACCUGUGCACCCACUGAAGCCAUUCGCCGAGGGAUCAGGUACUGGAACGGGGUCGUCCCCGAACGCUGCCGGCUACAGUUCAAGGAAGGCGAGGAGUGGAACUGCUUCUUCGGAUACAAAAUCUACCCUACCCUGCGCUGUCCUGUGUUUGUAGUACAAUGGCUGUUUGAUGAAGCCCAAUUGACUGUGGAUAAUGUACAUCUGACGGGGCAGCCUGUGCAAGAAGGGCAAUGGCUUUAUAUCCAGAAUCUUGGCCGGGAGCUUCGGAAUACUCUAAAGGAUGUGUCGGCUAGUUUUGCCCCUGCCUGCCUAUCCCAUGAGAUCAUCAUCCGAAACCACUGGACAGACAUUCAGGUGAAGGGCACCUCAUUGCCUCGAGCACUUCAUUGCUGGGACCGAAGUCUUCAUGAGAGCAACAAAAAUGGCAAAGCACCCCCCCUGAAGGGCUGUCCAGUUCACCUAAUUGACAAUUGCCCCUGGCCCCAUUGUAACCCCUCCUGUCCCACCAUCCGAGACCAAUUUACAGGACAAGAGAUGAACAUAAUCCAGUUCCUCAUGCACAUGGGCUUUGAUGUACAAAAAAUGGCUCAGCAACAAGGGUUAGAGCCAGGCAAGCUCCUGGGGAUGCUUAGCAGUGGGACCUAAAUGAAGUCAGGAAGUAGAAAUAAUUCAUGGCCAGCACAGGAGAGGGUGAUUCCCCCCCCCCCCCACCCUUUGUUUCCCUCCCUUUUUCCACCUCACCUCCCACCACCAGGCUCACAUUCUUGCUCUGUGCCUAUUGCCUCUUAGAUCUAGACACAUGUGUCCCAUUGGGGCCAACAGAGCACUAAACCACCUCUUCAUCCUCCAGUGGGCCUUGGAAUCACAAAAUGUUUAAGGAAGAGCUCUCAAUGGACAGUCAAAAAAAAUCUUCAUUAUAACCUGCUCAAUGUGGAUUAUUCAGUUUACUCUAAGACCUCCAAUGGGGAUAGGAAGAGAGCCCAUUCCCUUCUGAAGCAUCCCAUUUCAAUUUUAGAUAGCUUUAUUAGGAAAUUGUUUUCCUAAUAGCCUAAUAUUUCUUAAUAAUUUGUCUCAUUGUAACUUUUACCCAUUGCUUCUGUUUCUGCCCUCUGAAAGUCAAGCAGAGCAAGUCUAAUCCGUCUUCCAUGACAGUCCUUCAAAUACUUGAUACUAUCAUGUGUUCUCCUUCCCUAACCCCACUCCAAAUCUUCUCUUCUACAGACUAAACAUUCCUAACUCCUUCAACUGCUCUCAUGGCAUGGACUCUAGGCUUCUUAUCAUCCUGUGCACCCUUCCCUGGAUUUUAUUCAGUCCAUCCUAAAAUGUGUCAUCUGGUAUUGAACACAAUAUUCCAGAAAGGAUCUAACAAGGGUAGAAUAUACAGGCACAGUCCCCUGCUUAUAUUUUAUUCCUCUUAAUAUAGACUAGGAUUAUAUUAACUUUAUUAUCUACCAUCUCCUACUUUUGACUCAUCUUGAACUGGCAGUCAAACAGAACCUCCAGAUCUUUCCCCAACAUAGUAUUGUCAAACUAUGCCCUUUCCCCCAUCCUAUCCUUGGAAAGUUGAGUUCUUUAAUGGAAAGAUGAGUCUUUACAUUUAAUCUUACUUCAAUUUAGUUUAAUUUAAUCUUAUUGGUUUUCAAUAACUGGUUUCUGUCUAGCACUGUCUAAUGACAGUGCUGUCAUUAAAUUCCUGCUGUGUCACUUAAAAAUUUGAUUACUAUGACUUUGUCCUAGUCAUUGAUAAAAAUGUUCAAUUGGACAAGGCCAAACUCAGUUGCCUGGGGGUUUUUCCUGGAUGCUUCCUGCAAAGUUUUAUCAUUGAAUUAUGAAUGAGUACUAUUUUGAGUUUUGCCACUCAAUUUUGCAUCCAUUUAAUUAUAUUGUUACCUACCCCACAUCUCUCCAACUUUUCCAUGAGAAAAAUGUGGAUAUUUCAUUAAAUGCUGGACUAAAACCUAGUAAAUUGUAUCCACAGCAUUCUAAUUUGCUCCUAAAGUAAUCAUGUCCAAAAAAAAAAAAAAAAAGGAAAUAACAUUUGUUUGGUAUGACCUGUUGUUGAUGAAGCCAUGCUAGCUCUUUAUGAUUGAUAUCCCUUUUUCUAGAUCUUCACUGAUUGUUUGUAAUGUUCAGGUUAGGUUUCUGGAGGUCCUCCGGAAGGGCAUUGGUCUCAGCAAGAUAGAUGCCAGGAGAAUGGACAAGAAUAGAGUCCAAAGUCUUUAUUGUCUCUUACAGUCUGUGUCUGUCCUAGUCUGAUCCAGUCUUCUCUCUAUCAGUCUUCCAGUCUCAACCAGUCUCCCCUUGAGUCUGACUUUGUCCCCACUUUAAAUACCUUAUUACAUCAU
Messenger RNA from Sarcophilus harrisii (Tasmanian devil), 3867 nucleotides. It is a transcript of the gene NOTUM, whose product is annotated as notum, palmitoleoyl-protein carboxylesterase. The coding region runs from base 614 to 2167 and encodes 517 amino acids. The transcript has 11 exons. Gene Ontology annotation, molecular function: hydrolase activity. Lineage: Eukaryota; Metazoa; Chordata; Mammalia; Dasyuromorphia; Dasyuridae. The record is from RefSeq and is a predicted model, not a curated record.